Molecule: messenger RNA, 1556 nt
Organism: Orussus abietinus
Lineage: Eukaryota; Metazoa; Arthropoda; Insecta; Hymenoptera; Orussidae
Product: methyltransferase-like protein 22
Exons: 8
Coding region: 393-1397 (334 amino acids)
Biological process (GO): protein methylation
Cellular component (GO): nucleus
Molecular function (GO): protein methyltransferase activity
Source: RefSeq, a predicted model, not a curated record
UAUAGAUAAUUUUUUCCUUGAUAACCGGAGAGCCUCCUUGUUAACUUUGAUCCCGAUGCUCCACUGCAUUUUUUCCUCCGCGUUCAAGUGCCAAUCGAAACGCAAUGAAUGCUUUUUCCGUAAUUUGAGGGUGAGAUUUCAUUGGGGAUAUUUAAAUUCGGAUGCAGGAAAGUCGCAGCUCUCCCCCCCCGCCAAAUGAACUUCGAAGUCGAGGACGCGACAAUUUAAUAUACAUAUAAUUAUGCAUUACGUAAGGUCAUUAAGUUAGAAUUUCUCAAAAUAAAUGGACGCAACAACGAAUCGGUGAAUAAAGCACGCAAGCCAGAGGUAAACCUGUAAAGUUUCUGCGAAAACCCGAGAAAAUGGAACAACGUGAUACGCGAUAAUAAGAUAUGACACGUUACAUCGAACGAGCCCUCGACAUUAACGGACCUGGUCUAUUCUCUAAAAAUAGAAAACGAUCGACCCUCAGGUGGUCGUGCCUCAUUUUGAGGGUCGAACGAUUGCGUGGGUCUCGACCUUUCCUUGAAACCGAGAUGUCGGCACACAAGAUAACGUCAGAAAUUUACAUAGAAAAUGGAUGUGUCGCGGGAGAACCCGAAAACGACGUUAAGAUAUCGGAGUUUUUCUUUGAAUUUCCUCCUUAUACGUUGGGUCGCGAUGCAAGAGGUGCCGAGCUUCGGUACGACGACGACGGGGAUCUGAUCUUGACGAGAAAACAGAAGAAGAAGGAAGGAAAACUAGCCAUUGAACACAGGAUAUCGACGGAGCUGUCUCUGGUCGGUCUGCAAGUGUGGCGAGGCGCGUUCCUGCUGGCCGACUACAUACUCAGCAAUCCGCAAUCGUUCAAACAAAAAAGAGUCUUAGAGCUAGGAUCAGGCGUGGGUCUGACAAGCAUCGUGGCGAGUUUCCUCGCCUCGGAAGUUAUUUGCACAGACACCGAUGUCGAGGAAAUCUUGAAACUGAUACGAAGGAACUUUGCGAGGAACCAGUCUUACGUCUCGUCGAAGGUGUCCGUCGAGGGAUUGAAUUUUUUGUGUCCGAAUUGGCCACGAGAACUGCAGCGGAAGAUCGAUCCCGUUGACAUCGUGUUGGCGGCCGAUGUGAUAUACGAUGACGACAUAACGGAGGGCUUCGUCGGGACCUUGGAGAGAUUAUUCAACUCUGGCUUCCCCAAGGUAGCAUACGUUGCCCUGGAGAAACGUUACGUCUUCACCGUUGCCGAUCUAGACUCGGUAGCUCCGAUGUACGAAGAGUUCCUGAGAUGCGUUCGAAGGCGCAACCACAAUUGGAACAUAGAGCACGUCGCGACGGAUUUCCCCCAAUACUUCCGAUACGACAGAGUCGAUCGGCUGAUACUGAUGAAGAUCCAGAAAGGAACUCCCACCAGGAAAUGACGCAAAGGACUCUGGUCCAAGAGAAUCAACUUUGCUAAGGAUUAAAACUGGAACUAAAUUUAAAAACCGCGUUAACGGUCCUUAAAGCUAGUUGCCGAAAAAAUGGUCGAAUUGAAAUGAAUUGCUACUUAUUAUCUAAUUAAAUGUAACCAUAACGUA